AAUUAGAAAGUUAAACAAAAGACAGGGCAUUUACAAAUCGUCAUCAUUAACGCCAGUAUUAGCAGACGUGAGUGAUCUGAAGUUGUUAUGGUCAAAAUAGCUAGUGUCGUUUUGAGGUUAUCGCUUGUCGGUUACUUACUUUAGUCAUUCGAUGUGUACCAGCGUUGCUGCAAACUUGGACAUCGCGCUAUGUGAAAUGAUAUCGAAAUGCGUUUAGUGUCUCUGUGUAUUAUAUUUGUCAUUGUGUUUUGUUUGUGCGAGUGUAAAGACAUGAUCAUUGGCGACACGGUGCACAGGAAAAUGGUCUUUCACCAGAGAGUGAAGGACUUCGCGAUACCCUUCAAGAAGAGGAUUAAAACUUUGUCGUACUCGGAUCCUGAGAAAAGAAUGAUUAAGGGCGUGGCAGCAAUAGACAACGACUUCUCUCAUGCCAGCGCGAACAUAACUGAAGGUGGAGUGGGUUACUCGUACGUCACAGUAAGAAUGAAAAGCCAGAGGCAUCAUCCGCUCAACUUCGAAGUGGAAAUAUAUGUCUAGUCAUAAAACAUAUUGAUCCGGCGGUGCUGUUAGUUAUUCGAUUGUGGGAGAUUCAUCAUAUAGCCGAGAUUCAUCCACAUAAAAGAAAUAUUCUUUUGCUGGCUAUUUUGUUGGCCUAUGUAAGCGAGAGGUAUGGAAGAAUUAAAAUAUAGGUAAACAUAAGACAAAACAAUUCUUGAAACAAACCUUACGUUUCUAAAUCUGCUAGUAUACCAAACUGUAACUAUAAUUGAUAUUAAUAAGAAUCUCGUUUUAAGUGUUAUUCGUCUAUGUAUAUUUUGUAUGAUAUUAAUCUUUAUUAACCUAUACUAAUACUAUAAAUGCCAAAGUUUUGGUAGAAGUUUGUUACUAUAUCACUCCAGAACGGCUAAAUCGGUCUGGGUGAAAUAUUGGCGCAGAGAUUGAUUUACAGUCAUGAACAGCACAUACGCUACUUUUAUCCCGAAAAUUUUUUUUCACGCGGACAGAGCCGUGAGCAAAAACUAGUAUUUAAAUAAAUAACACAAAAAAUAUUCGUAGCAAAUUGAUUUAAUGUAAUACAGAAUUGUCAAUUCAUUUACAAUUGUGUUUUAGUAUGCGCGAUGUAUUUAAGUAUUUCAUUACUUAUAUUGUUCACAUUUCCGUCUGUCCCGACAUAUGUUGCCAAUAACAUUUUAAUAAUAGGUAUGAAACAUCCACUGUAUUGUUGCGUUAUGAAUUUUAUUUUAGUAUAAUAUUUACUGAUAAAGUUGUGUGUAUUUUGAAUAAUAUAGACAAACCAAACCAUAUACUUACGCAUUCAUUUAAUCUCAUGUAUUAGUAAGUGAGAAUUCAUAACAAUUUUUAGAUAAGACGUGUUAUAGAAAAUAUUAAAAGUAAAUCUGUGAUUUUGAUCUUUUAAAAUCAAACAAAAUAUAAAUGAAGUAAUUUUUAUGAAGUUGGAUACCUAAUAUUUAAUUUAUUCGAUAAGGUAAACUUACUAUCGUAUUCACAAACGUUACUUAGUAAAGUACGCAUCAAUGCUAUGAUAAGUCUGAUUAAUAAAGCUUAUAGUAUGACAGUCUUUGCAGUGUAAAGGCAUACGAGGGUAGUCAUUGGCAUGUUGAGACAGAAAUUUAAUUCAGUUGCCUGUCAAAUAAACAAAGCUAAACAAACAUUGAAACAAAAAUAUUUUUCGGAUUUUAUCGUUAAAACCGCGAUAAAAUGCGAAAUAUAUUGUUAUUUCGGUAUCUAACAUUCGCGUAAACAUGAAAGCUAAACAAAGCCAAAGAUAACUACGAAAUUGCCGAUACUGUGCGUUCGGUCACACUGUGAGUCCUCAUAUUAUUGUUUGUGAAUACGGGUAUUAAUUACAAUUACGGCAAUUGAUUGGUACUAAGUUUGAACCUUAAUAAUAUUACCAACAUUGAAAUUAUAUCUUAGUAUAUUUUUUUAUAGUAGUUGAAGAAUCUAAGUUUAUAUAGUUUACCAUAAAUAAGAGUCACGUAGUGCUAGUAAAAUAUUUACAAAUACAUCAGAUGAUCAUAAACAAUCAGCUUAUGCUAUUACUGAGUAAUAAUUAUUUCGUCUAUCAUUGUUUAUGUUUGAGAAUUGUCCGAGCGAAAUUUUGUAAACAAGCAUUCGUCACGUCUUCAUAUCGCGGCUUGAGAAAAACAAACUUUAACGGAACUGAACUAAAUACAUUUGACACAAAUACACUUUUGGAUAUCCGCGUAGUUUAAUUUUACGACUUAAGUUGAUGUUAAUACGUAAACAAUUGAACUGUUGAAGGAUGUUAACUUUAUGAAAAUUAUAAACAAAAACGCCCAUUUGAUUGAGUAAUACUGCGUAUUACAAUAAAUCUGUAGUGUAUAAAUAAAAUGUCUGAUAGUGAAUUUUAACCUAAAAUAAUUGUAUUACAAAUUAUUAACGUAGAAGGUAUCGCAAAAUUUUAAACUCUAAACAUAGUAAUAUCUUGCUAUCAGAGGGAUUGCAAAAGUGUUGUUAACUCAAUGAACUGCAUGCAGUUAUAGAUUCUUAUACAGGAAAGGAUAAAAUGAAAUGUACACCAAGUACUUAUACCAUCUUCUUUUCAAAUAUCUUUCAUCCAGAUCUGUCAAUCACAUUGAAAAGAAUAGAGGUUAUAAUUGAAAAUCAGGAUUUUUGUUUAUAUUUAUUUUAUUCGUUUCCUGAAUAAGAUUUUAGUUAAUUCGGCUGGCGUAGUGCUAUAUCAAUAUAGCACACAAAAUACAGCUCGAUAGUUGCAGUCCAACACGACUGCGGAUAACUUCGUGCAGUUCAACGCAACUAUGAUCAAUCUAUUGAUAGCCAGAUAUUAGUCACAAAUGGUAUCGCAGCAUCUUUCAGAAAGUCAUAAGUGGCAAGUAGUAGCAUUUUUGGUGGGAGCUGAAACUCCAUAAAGAGCUUGCUACUGGCAUACUGAUCAUUUGAUAAUAUAUGAUGUGUAAUAAUCUAUUCAGCUAAUUAUUAUUCAUAAUAUAAUCUCGCUAUUAAUGUACGUAGUAACUAUAUAAAGUCAGGGACCCUAUUCUGUCUACAGCGGUGAAUCAGUCGUUUUGAAAUUAGAGACUUUCUGAUUGAAGAAUAGCAUUGAUAAGUAUAGGUAAGAGUCAAAAAAUCCCCUACAUAUAUGUACAUAUAAUAAAUAUACAUUAGCAAUUGUAAAAUAAUAGAUAUGCCCCCGUAGACGGUUUAAGGCUCCCUAACUAUAUAUAAUAAAAGAGCUAGUAAGCCAUGUCUACACGCUUUUGUACCAAAUAACGUAUGUCAUCUAUAAAUAUUUACAUUAUUAUCUCGUCAUGUGUUUUUGUUGUUUAGAAAUAAUUCCUUAUGUUAAAAUACCGUUGUUAAAUAAACUACUUCGAAAAUACG
Manduca sexta (tobacco hornworm) is the source of this 3387-nucleotide messenger RNA. RefSeq lists its product as uncharacterized. The coding region runs from base 208 to 537 and encodes 109 amino acids. The transcript has 2 exons. The record is from RefSeq and is a predicted model, not a curated record. NCBI's taxonomy places the organism in Eukaryota, Metazoa, Arthropoda, Insecta, Lepidoptera, Sphingidae.